AGCCAACCAUCUUCUUCACACCUUAUCCAAACUCUUUCAUCCUUCCCCAUACAAACUGUACAAAGUUUCAUUUUUUUCUCAAUCUCCUCUGUUUGUACUCACAAUCCCAUUGAAGAAGAUCCCCCAGAAACCAUCGCAAUUCAGGUUUUUGCAGAGUUAGGGCUACAGAAGAAAUGGCGACCACAUCUGCUACGCUUUCUUCGGCGACUUACGCCGCCGCUGCUGCCGUUGUGAGCUCAGGUCGCAGUUCAUCCCAAAGGAGAAAGAGUAACGUAGCAUACAUAGCUGGCCUGAAUUCCUUUGGAGGGUUGAAAGCCCACAAUAAUGUGGUGACGUUAGGCCUGCCCCUCUGUACCGAACGGUCCUUUGCAAAGGUGGUGAGCUCUCUGAAAUCAGCUUCCCAAAGCAAAGGAACGGGUGGGGGAGCCCUCUCUUCUACGUGCAAUGCUGCAGCCGAGAUUUUCAAGAUUGCAGCUAUCAUGAAUGGCCUUACCCUUGUUGGAGUUGCUGUUGGCUUCAUUCUCCUCCGAAUGGAAGCAACUGUGGAGGAAUCCGAGUGAGGAUCUGAAAGUAAAAUAGCUUCAUUUCUGUAUUCUUUUUCACUUCAAAACUCUGUUUCUCUGUUAUCUUGUUCUUUUGAUUUUAGGACUCAUUUGUUUGGUUUGUAUGUAUAAAGCUAGAUCAGGCAAACUGGGUGUCUCUUGAAAUUUCAUGAAGCAUA
Telopea speciosissima is the source of this 721-nucleotide messenger RNA. RefSeq lists its product as uncharacterized. Bases 174 to 560 code for a protein of 128 amino acids. Gene Ontology annotation, cellular component: cytochrome b6f complex. The transcript is spliced from 2 exons. NCBI's taxonomy places the organism in Eukaryota, Viridiplantae, Streptophyta, Magnoliopsida, Proteales, Proteaceae. The record is from RefSeq and is a predicted model, not a curated record.